AUGGCCAUCAACUUCGACCCCGAUAUCGUACCCAAUCUGAAGCUUGGUCUUCACUCCUUCCAGAUCAUCUUCUCCUUUGUCGCAUGGUGCUUGCAGAUUGGAGUGCUCAACGCCAAAAAUGCCAAGGUGACUGGAAAGAAUGGAUGGACGUUUGCAGUGUGCUUCCUCUCGGUGCCAGCCUGGAUCUUCCUCAUCAUGACCCCCCGAUGGGAACGCACCCGCCGGUUCGCCCAGCCGCAUGCUAUGCUCGCUGUCGACGCCCUCUUCACCGUCAUGUGGCUGUCAGCAUUUGCUACUCAGGCCUCCUACAACGCUGAGGGUUCUUGUGGCAAGGCUUGCGGCAUAAGCAAGGGUAUUGUUGGUCUUGGCGUCUUGACCACUCUUCUCUUUGCCGCCACAACCUUUGUCUCGGCCUUUACUCUCAACUACUACCAGAACAACAACGUUCUGCCCGGCUACGACAACCGCCAGAUCCGGGGCGGAGACAACAUCGACCCCGACAAGGCCGCCUUCUCCAUGGCGCCCCACGAUGACGAGGCCUACGAGCGGGUCAACAUGGAGGAUAACGAGCCCACAGGCAACCCCUACGGCGGAUACAACGGCAGCUACAACAGCACCACCCGCUAUGGUGACAACAACACCAACCCCUACAGUGCUGAGGAUGAGGAUCCUGCCCGCUACGGCUCCACGCCAGGCCGGACCAACACCCUCUUUGAUAACGACACCGAGUACCACUCGAGCGGCGCUCAGUACGGCAGCAACCCUACAAGCGGCGGCUACGACGAUCACCCUGCCCACUUCCCAGCCGGCAACUAUGACCGAACACACUAA
Fusarium keratoplasticum is the source of this 831-nucleotide messenger RNA. RefSeq lists its product as uncharacterized. The record is from RefSeq and is a predicted model, not a curated record. The transcript is spliced from 3 exons. NCBI's taxonomy places the organism in Eukaryota, Fungi, Ascomycota, Sordariomycetes, Hypocreales, Nectriaceae. The coding region runs from base 1 to 831 and encodes 276 amino acids. Gene Ontology annotation, cellular component: membrane.